Messenger RNA from Micromonas pusilla CCMP1545, 195 nucleotides. RefSeq lists its product as uncharacterized. The transcript has a single exon. Lineage: Eukaryota; Viridiplantae; Chlorophyta; Mamiellophyceae; Mamiellales; Mamiellaceae. Bases 1 to 195 code for a protein of 64 amino acids. The record is from RefSeq and is a predicted model, not a curated record.
AUGGUGGACAAGUACGACUCCAUGCUGAGAGACCCCCCCGCGAAGCACUCGCUGAAGGGGAAGUACGUCAAAGGCGCGAGCGCGCCGCCGCCGGUGAGCAUGCACACGAAGGGUCGGUACGUCGCUCCGGAUCAGGUGCGUUCUAUACACUGGUCCCCAUACGACCGCGUCGGCGUGGUGAACGCCGAUCCUUAA